This is a messenger RNA of Oryza sativa Japonica Group (Japanese rice), 3031 nucleotides long. Its product is annotated as U-box domain-containing protein 70-like. Gene Ontology annotation, biological process: protein ubiquitination; protein phosphorylation. NCBI's taxonomy places the organism in Eukaryota, Viridiplantae, Streptophyta, Magnoliopsida, Poales, Poaceae. Gene Ontology annotation, molecular function: protein kinase activity; ubiquitin-protein transferase activity; ATP binding. The record is from RefSeq and is a predicted model, not a curated record.
GAUGAUUUAAUUUCAUAUGCAGUACUGGUGAUGAUGAGAUGUUUGCUUGUUGUCAAUUUUGUUCGCCUCAAAUUUCAUAUGCUAUUAUUGCUGAAUCGUCACUACCCGUAGGUUGUUUCUCCCGUUCAUAUGGAGUAACUGAAAUAUGAGGCCGAGAUCUUUAGAUUAGAUCACCAGAUAGACUGAUGGCUCUAUCACUGGCACACAAUCGAUGCACUACAUCUUUUUUUUAUUAGAAAUGAAAGGCAGGGAAUUUGUGGUGAGCAAUGGGGGUGAAGGAUGUGAGAAAGGUAGAGUCUUACAUUAAUUCAUAACAUGUCCCUGUUCCCAGCAAAUUUUGCCGUGUUGUACUGGCAUGGCAUGACAGCGUACCAAAUGACUUUCCUCAGAUAAUCCAUUCACUGCGACUUGGUAGUUGAGUGUUGCGUUGUCUUCCGAUAGUCUCAGUCAAGAGUCAACCUUUUUACCUGGUUAAACUGGAAUCUUAUUCUUUAAUGCUAAUACGCAGUGUGUUCCCUCUUUUAGUUGUCCAAAGUGGGAAACGCAAACUGGUAGAUAGAAGUAUCUCUUAGUUCCAUCUUCAAGGCCUUACCAGUUGCAUGCAUGAGUAUGAUGCUCAGGCAGAAAACUCUGUUUAGAGACAAGGUUUAUGUUGCUCUCCCUGAGCAACCCACCGAUGGCAAGUCCAUACUGUCUUGGGUUAUCGAUCAUGCAUCCAGUAGCACGGAGAUCAUCAUCAUCCACAUAAUUACUACAUCGAACUUUGCAAAGUUCUAUUGUCUUAGUUGAUUCCUUUUUUGCUGAAGAAAGCCGGAUGCAAAAUGUGGACAACUAUCUGGACCAGUGCUCAAGAAAAAAGGUUAAAGCUGAGAAAGAAGUGUUCUUUUUUACCAAAAUUGACGAAGGACUUCUUCAUCUGAUAGAAAUAUAUGGGGUCACUAAACUUGUUAUGGGUGCUGCAUCAGACAGACACUACAAAAGAAAAAUGAAAGCACCACAAUCACAAACAGCAAUAAGUGUGAUGCAAAGAGCACAUUCAUACUGCAAUAUAUGGUUUAUUUGCAACGGGAAGCUAACAUGUGUCAGGGAGGCCAGUUGUUGCCCUGUAAAAAGGUCAAAAUCAGCACGCCUACCUUCUUCUGUAGACAGUUGCAAGGUGGAUCUUCAAAGUUUGCUUGAGCCUAAUAUAGAGGCUAAAAGAUUGGGAUGCAUGUAUAUUAAUGAAAUGGAACUAAGGAAAGAGACAGAGGCAAAACUCUCACAAGAAAAGGAAGAGUCAGAAUCUCUCAAACAUGCCACUAUGGUGCUCCAAAAUGACCUGGACUGGCUCAAAUAUCAGUUGAAUGAGAAAGCCAAUAGAUUACAAGAUCUAAACCAACAGAAGCACCUCCUUGAACACCGCAUCUCAGAGUCAGACUCAGUUGCCACUUAUCUAGAAGAGAGCAUGAAGGUUACGGAAUCUCGUGUCCAGUCACUGAAGUUAGAGUACAGUAAAAUGAAGCGAGAGCGAGAUGAUGCAGUUAAAGAGGCAAGGAGCAUGCGUAUAGAGAAGGAGCUGACGAAUUCUUGUGCCUAUGGAGCAAUAAGCUCUGAGUUCUCCUUGAUGGAGUUGGAGCAGGCAACUCAGAAUUUCAGCAAUGCACUUAACAUCGGUCAAGGUGGAUUUGGAUCUGUAUACAAAGGUUCUCUGCGCAAUACGACAGUAGCUAUAAAGAUGCUUAGUACUGACAGCUUGCAUGGCCAAUCUCAGUUCCAUCAAGAGGUUGCUAUACUCAGUAGAGUAAGGCAUCCAAACUUAGUCACCCUUAUUGGAGCCUGCACUGAAGCUUCAGCGCUUGUUUAUGAGCUCUUACCAAAUGGAAGCCUGGAGGACCGACUCAACUGUGUUGACAACACCCCGCCACUCACUUGGCAAGUGCGCAUCCAGAUCAUCACGGAGAUUUGCUCUGCACUUAUCUUCCUUCACAAGCACCGGCCUCACCCAGUGGUGCAUGGGGACCUCAAGCCAGGCAACAUCCUUCUUGAUGCGAAUUUGCAGAGCAAACUCAGUGAUUUUGGGAUUUCACGCCUCCUUCUGGAGUCCAGUGUCACUGGAAGCGACGCACACUACACCUCCAGGCCUAUGGGAACACCGGCAUACAUGGACCCAGAGUUCUUCGCCACAGGGGAGCUGACGCCACAGUCUGAUACUUACUCUUUUGGUGUUACCAUCAUGCGUCUCUUGACCGGACGGGCACCUCUACGCCUGAUUAGGACAGUGCGGGAGGCGCUGAACGACUAUGACCUGCAGUCAGUGUUGGACCAUUCUGCAGGUGACUGGCCAUUGGUGCAUGUGGAGCAGCUCGCACACAUUGCGCUGCAGUGCACAGAGCUCAGCAAGCAGAGGCGCCCUGAUCUUGAGCAUGAUGUGUGGGAGGUGAUUGAACCUAUGAAGAAGGAAGCUCAUUCGCCAUUGUCCCAGUCUUUUCGAUCUAUCUGUAGUGCCAUUGAAACUGCCACCCCGUCCUACUUCCUUUGCCCAAUCUCUCAGGUGACCAUGAGAGAUCCUCAGAUGGCAGCGGAUGGCUUCACCUAUGAAGCUGAUGCUAUAAGAGAUUGGCUGGAUAAGGGACAUGACAGGUCUCCAGUGACUAACCAAACACUUGCUAACUGUGACACUAUCCCCAAUAUCGCACUGCGUUCGGCCAUUCAAGAAUAUCUCAAGCAGAACAACAUGAACAAGUCAUUUGCACUAUAUGAACAGCAGCAUUAGUGGCCUGUAUUGAGUUUCAUCUGUGCUUCGACUGUAAUAGAUCGUUUCUGUGCCAGUAAGAAACUAAGGAGGUAGUGUUAGAAUAGUGUUUUUCUUUUUUCAGUUGAGCUGUAAACCUAAGUUAAAACUUAGGAACCAAUUCUUUUCAUUUUACCUGAGUUUUUGAAAAUUAAGGGUUGGGUCUUCUUUGAACUAAUUCAUGUGGAAAUCCUACAAAACUGUGUGUUAAAUUCCAGCAUUCUAAAUGAGAUCUUAAUGGAUAUACUGAGUUCAUGUUCA